AUGCAGGAAGAAGGCGUGGCAAUUAUUCUGAAAGGAGUGGAGAAGGCGACACAGCUUCUCUCUGGUACAGGAGUAGCCAUCACAUCUUCAGAUGACUUUCCCCGAGUUUCGUUGGCAGAUGUCGAGGCCUUAAACCAAAUAAUGGAAGAGCUUCAACGUGUCGUCGCAUCUUUCAGCUCACAACGUGUACUGGAGAUAUCAGAGUCACAGCUGAUGCAAGCAGGAGUGGAGCUAUACAACGCGCCUCGAUCUGCUCUGCGAGUUUUGGCGCAGGUGGAGAAGAACAAGAAGCGAGAAGCCGGAGAAUUGACGAGCUUUCCACGAUAUUUAUUGGCAAUCACGCGGUUUGUAGCUGCAAAGAUCAUGGGAUUGUCGCUCAUUUGCUGCAAAGAUGGCGACCGAAAAAGUAUGCAGUAUAUGGAGGAAUGUGUCGACGUGUUACGCUCGCAUGGUCGAGUUGGGAUGUUAAUGUUGGAGAGCGCUUCAGCUGACUGUGGGAAGUGCGAAGAGUAUCUGGCGCUGGCGAAUGAGUCAUUUCGUUCUUCGAUGCAGCUUUGGUCUCGCAUUGGUCUCUCCCAUCUUACGAAAUUCAAGCAAGGUUUGGAGUUAGAGGAUACUGUGGAUGAUUUGUGGGACUUUUGCGUGGACCAUGUACGAGUGCUGCAGUUGCUUGCAGAGCGCUCUACCAAUUCGUCGGAAGAAUUUCGAGAAAUCGUGUCUCUACUUCACGAGCUGAAGAUGUUCGUCCCAUACAAAAUCUCGUACGCAAAUAGCUUACUUGAUCUCAUGACGAGCGUGAGCGAUGGAUACAGUAAAGAAGCCCAUCACAAGUUGCAGAUUUCAUUCGUGGAAGAAGCGCUUCGUGUUUGUGACUCACUCGAGAAUGAUGGAGAUGAAAGUUUUCCGGAGCUAAUUGUCGCGUUCAAAAAACAUAUACUGGUGAAUUUGCUGCAGUCUCUUUGCGCGACCGGAGACAUUGAGCGAGCAGAAGCAUGCUACCUGCUCAUUCCAUCUAGCCGAGAGCCCAAAAUAUUGCUGCUUAUGACCAAGCUCUACGUCGACAACAAGCAGUUUGAUAAAGCACGCCGAUUGCUUUUGCUUCUGUUUGAACAGGAUAGUCUCGAUGACUCCAUUUUAGGAGCCCGUAUUUAUGCUCAAGGGCUGUCCUUCUCAGACAAAGGAUUGGACAUUUAUCGGGUGCUAAUCGACAACUACGGAGAUGCCGAAUUCGUCAUCAAUCUGGAUAUUGCAUGCAGCCUUGCUUUUGAUGAGAGUAAACGAUACCAAGCAAUGAGCGAGCUUAAGCGCAUUGGGUGUGUGCUGCUGGAAAAGGAACGGGAUGGAGUGGCUGUUGAUACCAGACACAUCCUGCGGGUUCGACAGACCAUAUUUGAUGCUCUUCAGCAUGCACUGAAUUCCAGCCAGCAUGAGGAUUGCUUGAAAUGGGCAGAUGCUGGUCUCGCAGCGGCUUCAACAGCACAGGACAAAGCGACGUACUUGAGGAUCACAUCGCGCUCAUGCCUCCAAUUGGGCCGCAACUCUGAAGCACUCAAGUGGGCGGAGAAGGCUUUUGCUACAGAGCCUUCGAAGCAGUCGUUGUUUACUGUAUUCCAAGUAACACUUGAAGCAAAACCAGAGGCCACAGAAGAAGAGCUGGUGCAUUUUAUACACCAGCUAAAGACCAGAGACGAUUUCGAGAUUGAGGACUUGCUAGCAAUGGGAAAGCUGGCUAGUAAUUUUGACUCAUCGAGGCAAGAUUUUGUAAUGCACAUUCUGGACGAGCUUUGUCAUAUUCUGCUGCAAGACAAUGGCUACCCGGCAAAGAUCUCGGUAGCAGUUGUCCUGCAAAAUGCAGCGCAACUUGCAUACAGCAAGUUUACUGAGCAACAUGAGUCCAGCGACACUUCUGAAAGCUCAUAUGGCGAGAAAUUUCUGUCAUACGCCGGUGCGCUAAUGCAAGCAUCAAGACCGAACUCCGUCGAUGAAAAAGGAAAUGUAGGGCCUUCUUCCGUCUUUGAGUGGUUCUUCCGAAUGAGUUUUGACAUCGCCAAAAGUACCGAAGACUCCAGAUAUUUUAUCGUAGCAGCCAAUAUCGCAGAACGGAGCGACGAGCUCUAUUGCGAAAAAUCUCCACUUAAGCAGCGAUGUCAGCAAUGUUUACUGGCUGCAGUCAGUUCUGACAUGAAGAAAUUCGAGACAUUGGACAAGAGCCAGCUCUUGGAUCUUCUUAAAGUGAUCGAUCGACUCGGAAGUAUCGAUGUUGCAGAUACAUCUAUCGCGGACGACGUCAUGCGCUACUUGGGGAGGGCGGUAAUUGCGGUGAAAUUGCGGUUGCUCGACGCAAACACAAAAGCGAUUUUUGAUCUCUGCAUGACCACCCAGCACAGUACUCCGGAGCUCAUGGAGAUUGGAGAGCUAGUUUUAUACGCGGCAAAGUUCAACGAGGCGUUUGAGGUUCGAGAUAGCUACCUGUCCCUGGGUCGAGACAUUUUUAAUUACGGACUCCAAAUGCUGGUCCAAGCGGGCUCAAUCGACCCGAGCAAACUGUGCUAUCUGCUUCGACGGCUUGUUACGCUGGCAGAGUCAAAGACAAAGGCAUACGAGUGCUUUGAGCAACUGCUUCAGUUUAUUUACAAUAUGGACGUGGCGAUGCCUGAACUUGACAUGGAGUGGUUCGUCGCGAAAGCGUGGAAUAUCGGUGUGCUUUGCCACCGCGGAAACGAUACCGAAGAUGCUCUCAAGUUUAUGAAAAUUGCUCAGGAUGUAAUGCAACACAGUGAAUCACUCGUUGAAAAGCUAGGUAAUGGGCUCAACUAUCAGUAUCAAGAGCUUCUAAGAAUGAGAACCAGCUCGACAUGCGACGGAAAACGGUAG
Molecule: messenger RNA, 2874 nt
Organism: Peronospora farinosa
Lineage: Eukaryota; Oomycota; Peronosporomycetes; Peronosporales; Peronosporaceae
Source: the annotation of a GenBank genome assembly